AUGCGAGGCGUCACGUGCCCUCCUCCCACAUCUGUGGAACAUGCAGACAUCCGGGUCAAGAGUUACAAACUGAACUCCACCGAGCGGUAUACCUGUAACACUGGCUUCAAGCGGAAAGCCGGGACGUCCACCCUGACAGAGUGCGUGCUCAACAAGACCACGAACACUGCCCACUGGACAAUUCCCAAUCUCAAGUGCAUCAGAGACCCCUCCCUGACUCAUCUAAAGCCAUCCUCUACAGAAAUGCCGGCAGGGGUGACCCCAGAGCCAGAGAGCACCUCCCUUUCUGGAAAAGAGCCAGCUUUCACUUCCAAGUCAGACAGCACAGUGGCCACAAAGGCAGCUACUGAGCCAGGCUCCAGGCUGAUACCAUCAAAGCCUCCGGCUGCGGGAACCACAGGGGUAAUCAAUAAUGAACCCUCCCGAGCCCCAGCUCAGACAACAGCAAAGGCCUUGGAACACACCCCCUCUGCCUCGCAGGAGACGCCAGGUACCUCUUCAUACAGUUCCGGAACUGUGACUGCGGCCAUCGUCAUGCCUGUCGCUGUGCUCUGUGUAGUAUGUGUGGGACUUCUGGUGUGUUACAAAAGAUCCAGGCAAACUUCGCAGAUACACACUGUUGCAAUGGAGAACAUGGAAGAGAUACCAAUGACUGGGGGAACCAACGGCAGAGACGAGGAUGCAGAAAACCAAGCACACAACCUAGGAAACUCCAGGGGGAAGCUGAGGGCAGCCAAGGCUGAAGCAAGGAUGCCAACUCUUCCCUAG
Puma concolor (puma) is the source of this 768-nucleotide messenger RNA. Lineage: Eukaryota; Metazoa; Chordata; Mammalia; Carnivora; Felidae. The record is from RefSeq and is a predicted model, not a curated record.